AUGUCUCCUACAUUGAACAUCACCCACAUUGGCACCGCCACCGCCAUUCUCGAAAUCAACGGAUUCAACAUGCUCACUGAUCCAUUCUUCUCACCUGCUGGAUCUACGUGGCCAAUCAACGACAAAGUUUCCCUUACCGUGGAAGACGAUCCUGCUCUCCGCCUAGAGCAACUCCCUGUCAUUGAUGCUGUACUUCUGAGCCACGAAGAUCACCCCGACAAUCUGGACGAGCUGGGCCGGCGCCUUCUGGAUGGCCGCCGCGUCUUCACCACCGUUGAUGGAGCCAAGAACCUGUCUCCCCGGCCCGCGGUUCAUGGCUUAAAGCCCUGGGAAAAAAAAGACACUGUCAUCGCCGGACAGAAACUCCAGAUCACUGGCACUCCAACACAGCAUUUGCCUGGUGGUGAAUGCACUGGCUUCAUCAUCACAGGAGAAGGAUUCGGAACUGGUCGUGACGGUCUUCCCAACGCAAUCUGGUUCUCAGGCGACACUGUGUACAUCGACGAGUUGAAGAAGAUGGCGGAAGAGUAUCAUAUUUGCGCUGCCGUCCUCAACCUAGGCAACGCACAUGCCCCUGCCAAUCUUGAGGACCCUAAUGAUGGACUGAUGCAGAUUACCAUGGAUGGCAAAUCGGGUGCCCGGUUGUUCCGUGAAAUCAAAGCAGACGUUCUGGUCCCUAUGCAUUAUGAGUCGUGGGGCCAUUUCACGCAGUUCGGGAAGGAGCUGGCGGAAGAUUUUGAGAGUGAGGGCGUUAUGGAUAAGGUGUGUUGGCUGAAACCAGGAGAGGCAGUGUCUGUUUUGUAG
Molecule: messenger RNA, 804 nt
Organism: Penicillium argentinense
Lineage: Eukaryota; Fungi; Ascomycota; Eurotiomycetes; Eurotiales; Aspergillaceae
Product: MBL fold metallo-hydrolase
Exons: 1
Coding region: 1-804 (267 amino acids)
Source: RefSeq, a predicted model, not a curated record